GACAUACAUCUUGCACCCCGAUGAUUGCUGGUGGUGCAUGCUGAGUUGAAUGUCGACAACGUAUCACCAGAUCCCCUCGCUUGCCUACCAGAGGGAUAUAUCACCGCAACCGAUCACUGCACUAUCGUUUGACCCCGUCUCGGAUAUCCUCUGGUCUGGCACGAACUCUGGGCAUGUCUGUGCAAAUUACACACCUCGCGGGCUGAGAGGGGUCCAUUAUCCCGUAGGAGGUCACCUCGCAGUGAAGAAGAUUCUUGCGACCGAUUCGAACAUCAUCGCGUCGGGUCUUGCAAGCGAAGGUAUCGGAGCGUGGGGCAAGGGAGGGAUCAAUAGUUGGUACUUCAAGGCCGGUGGUCAUAUAACCACAUUCUCUAACAAAGCGUCGAACGCGUCCACGAUCGCGGUUUCCACCGCUUCCUCGGAGUUGAUCCUAUUGAACACUCAGACGGGUUCGGUGUUGCGAAGGUCCCCGUCCUCAUCCAUCCUUACUCACCUGCACUUCACCGCGUCCCAAACGUACUUUGUUUCUGGGGAUGCAGAUGGUUGGAUCCGACUGCAUGAUCCCCGAGAUGCAACUAUUCGCUCUUAUGGUUCCAGCCCUGUCAAAGCCCACCUCAGCGGAAUCCAGGGCAUUGAGACAACCUCUACUCUCUUAUAUACCAUCGGUUUAGGUCUUCGGCAGGGGAGGCCUUAUCCCGACCAUCUGGUGAAAGUCUAUGACUUGAGAAACCUCAAGGCGCUCCCACCCAUCCCUUUCUCCAGCGGCCCCUCAUUCAUCACGCGGUUGCCAAACCGCCCCUCAACGCUCGCCAUAACCUCUAGCCAGGGUCUUGUCCAGAUCGUGGAUACAAGCAACCCUACCGCGAACGAGUUCUAUCAGUUAGACACGCCAUCAUAUAUCACAUCCGUUGCGGUUUCCCCCACAGCUGUGUACAUGGCGUUCGGGGACUCGGACGGAGCUAUACACUUGUUAUCCGCUGCGGAGGAGGAAGCGAUGGUUCCAUUCAAUGGCUUCGACGGCAAGGCUAUUGAUUGGCCCGACAGUCCCGAGCCUCUUCCAGAGAUCCAGUGGACUGACAGAACUCCGCUGAACACGAUUGGGUUACCGUACUACGACAACCUCCUUCUCUCGUCCUGGACGAAUGACUUCGUGCCUACGAACAUGUACUUCCCGCCAGCGCCGAAGAUCCCAGCACAGAUCCUGAGUUCUAUCAAGGUCAACGACUCAAUAGCAUACGCCUCUUUGCCCAAAGAAUUGAGGGGUAGGCGGAACGUCGUCGCAACUGCGCCUCGGAAGACCGGUGGCAGGUUCAGGAGUGGCAAGGCACGCUACAACGACUCCGAACCUGUCACUCCCACGUACGAGUAUAAUCCGGACAUCAUCCCAAAGGCGUAUCGGAAAGUCGAGAUCGAGUACUCUAAGUUUGGUGUCGAAGACUUCGACUUCGGCUUCUACAACCGAACGCCGUUCAGCGGACUGGAGACACACAUCCUGAACUCGUACACGAACCCCUUGGUGCAAGUAAUGCAUUAUACACUGCCCAUUCGGCGAUUGGCCAAGUCGCACAUUACGACGGAUUGCCCUCGCGAGCAUUGUCUACUCUGCGAGCUAGGUUUUGUCACGCGAAUGCUUGAAGACGCGCGCGGUACGAACUGCCAGUCGAGCAAUUUCUGCAAGACUGUUGGCGUUUUGGCUCAAAUGAACAAUGCGAUCGAGCUCAUCGACUACGGCAAGGAGAGCGCAGAGCUGAGCUACGCUCACAUGAUACAACUGUUCCACCGCUUCCUCAUUGACCACCUCAGCUCGGAAGGCAACUCGUUCCCGCACAACCCCAGCCUCCUCCCCAACUCUGGGCCCGCCGACCUCCUUUCACCCGCCCCUGCCCCUAUCACGCAACUCCUCGGGAUCGACGCUAAGAACAUCAUCGUCUGCACCUCUUGCCACGCCGUACGGGAAAAGGAAAACAUGACACACCUGAUUGACAUGACAUAUCCCGUGCGGAAGCCCCCCAACAACGACCCCGCGCAGGAAACAGACUUUGCGUCGAUCGUUCGGAACUCGUUGCUGAGGCAGACGAUGCACAAGGCGACGUGCCAAAUGUGCAAACAUUUCGCGACGUUCGAGAGUCGACGGUCGAUUAGGACCCGCGACUUGCCCCCGCUGCUGGCGAUCAACGCGGCGGUGCACAACGAGGAGACGCACAAGUUCUGGAGGGACCAGAGGAAGCAGACUUUCUUGAGGCCGCGAAUCGAGCUGAGGGGCCAAAUUGAGGGCAUGGACGAUCCAGAGACUGUUGUCUACGAGCUGAGAGCUAUGGUUGCUCAGGUCGUCGCGAAGGACGCCAACUCGCAUUUGGUCGCAAUCGUGAAAGUGCCCGAAGCUGAGGAGUCCGAUCCUGAACCAUGGUUCAUCUUUAACGACUUCAUGGUGCAAAAUAUCACCGAGGAAGAGGCGCUGAGCAUUCCGUCCAGUUGGAAGGUUCCUACCGUUCUAUACCUAGAGCGUGUUGAUGUACAUCAACGCCUCGAUUUCAGCGAACUCCCGGAUAAGAUGGACCCUUCAAUCUUAUGUCGGGACACUAACAUUGCAAUGAACCGCGACCCUCGCCUGAUAAGGCAUGAGCCUCUGCGAUUCGAGGAGCUCCCCACGCCCGGCACUCUCAUUGCUAUUGACGCGGAGUUCGUUUCCAUGCAGCAAGAAGAAACAGAGUAUCGCUCAGACGGCACCAAGAAGGUUAUCCGUCCCGCGAGGCUAUCCCUCGCGCGCGUGUCCGUAUUGCGGGGAGACGGGCCGAAAGAGGGCGUGCCCUUCAUUGACGAUCACAUUCAUACGAGCGAGAUCAUCGUGGACUAUCUAACAGAAUUCUCUGGGAUCAAGUUUGGUGAUCUGGACCCCAGCUUGACUGGGUAUACGCUGACGCCGCUCAAGGUGGUGUAUAAGAAACUCCGCUUGCUAGUCGACAGUGGAUGCAUUUUCAUUGGGCAUGGGCUGUCGAAAGAUUUCCGAAUUAUUAACAUUUUCGUGCCACCUGAUCAAGUCAUCGACACAGUCGACCUGUACUACUUGGAGCACCGCCAACGACGACUGUCGCUGCGCUUCCUCACCUGGUUUGUUCUAAAGGAAAAUAUCCAGACGGACACCCACGACUCGAUCGAGGAUGCACUCUCGGCACUCAAGCUUUACAAGGUUCACCUGCAGCUCGAGGCCGACGGCACAUUCGACAAGAAGCUCGAAGAGCUUUACCGUGAGGGCCGUCAAUACAACUUCAAGCCGCCCGUGCCCCCAGGAACCCAGCAGACGUCCUCGCCCGCGCCACCGUCUGGACCUGCUACACCUACCCCAAUGCCGCACAUGGGCAUGGGCCGUGGUGCGUUCCUACCUCAGCAACAGUUCGGUGGGUUAGGAGGUGGCCGUUACCCACUCAAUGCGGUAGCGACGCCGCCGUUCUUCCCAACCCCUGGGCACACUCGCAACUAUAACACAAAUCAGAACUGGCGUAACAGGUGAUUCCCAGUGGAAUGUACGACCCGAGCGAAGAGAAGAACUGUAGCAUUUGAUUUCUCAGCCUGUCUUGUAUCCUGUUUUUACCAGUUGUAUUCGUCGCUUUUGGCAAUGUUUUCGAGAUGCAAGCUCACGGAUCAGCACUUGUUGUUUCUCCUUGCGAUUGUUUCAAUCUUUCGAGGGGGAGGUUGGUGUGCAGGUGUGCAGCAGAGGAAGCAAGGUAUGUAUUAGUUUAUGACCUACGACUACUUUUUGACGACGCCCUCUUCUUCGCGGCCUUGACCUCCUUGUCGAACCGCGUGCGUUUCCUCUGCUUGGGCCCAUCAUCACCCAAGUCUUCGAAUGAGUCGUCACGCGACCUCGCUCUUGACCGCGCGAGCACGCCCUCCUUCUUACCGCGCUGCCGCAGUUCCUCGUAUCCAUCCCCAACUACGCCCUGCCUGCUCCUCCCGACCGACUUGAGAAUGUCCCCAAACUCGUCUUCCAGCCCGACACCCGGGACACGCCUCCGGUUUCCCGACGCCAUACCCGUCCCGCCCAACGCGAUAUCCGCCUCGUCCAAGUCCCUCCGCCUCGCGUCCUUCUUCUUCAUGACCAGGCGCGUGAAGUUCUCCUCCUCGAACUCGGUCAUGCGCUUCAGCUCGCGCGCGCGCGCAGAGCUCAGCACGGGCGUGGAGCCCAAGCCGGACGUCGACUCGACGUAUGGCUUCGACGGGUCGAGGUGCACGAGGUGCGCGAGGGCGGACGGGACGGGCGCGCGUCUGUCCUUGGCCUUGUCCUUAGACUUGCGUGGCUCGAUGUAGGGCAUGGGCGCAAGCUUGGGCGGGCGGUAAAUCCCAUCGCGCGAGGUUGCGGGAGCGCCCUCGUCCUCGUCGUCGGGCUCGGAGCCUGCCGCGUCCAUGAGGGCUUGGGGGUUCGGGCGAAAAGCGAGGGGGUCAUUGACGAUGUUCUUGUCUGCGGAAGCACCCUCCUCUGCAAUGCGGACGAGCUUGUCGAUCUGGUACUUCAUUCGACCCUCUAGCACCUUCACCUUCUCGAGCACCACGCGUGCCUCGAUAGCAGCGUCGACGCGGUCUCCAGCACCGUCGCCGCGGGCUGGACGGUCCUUCGCGCUGAAUGGGGCUUGUGGGGCAGAGCGUUCCGCGAGCGAAUGGCCGAUCGCACGGCGGGCGGUGAUGAGGCUGAGGGACUGGAGGUAGGAGAGCAUCAUGUGGUGCUUGAGCGAAAGCAGGGAGAUGCCUUCUCGGGUGUCGAGCUCGGACGUCGUGCCUUGCUUUUCUUUCAGAGACUUUACGAUGUCCCGGGCGGAGGACAUGCUGACCCUCAUCUGGUCGAGCAUGUCACAGAACGCCUGAACAUCGUCGUCGCUAGGCGGCGCUGUAGCGUCUUGUACUUCUGGAGUUGCCAUAGUGGUCGACGAGCG
This is a messenger RNA of Dichomitus squalens LYAD-421 SS1, 4925 nucleotides long. RefSeq lists its product as uncharacterized. The record is from RefSeq and is a predicted model, not a curated record. Bases 50 to 3508 code for a protein of 1152 amino acids. The transcript has 14 exons. Gene Ontology annotation, molecular function: poly(A)-specific ribonuclease activity; protein binding; nucleic acid binding. NCBI's taxonomy places the organism in Eukaryota, Fungi, Basidiomycota, Agaricomycetes, Polyporales, Polyporaceae. Gene Ontology annotation, biological process: mRNA processing; nuclear-transcribed mRNA poly(A) tail shortening. Gene Ontology annotation, cellular component: PAN complex; P-body.